Molecule: messenger RNA, 3190 nt
Organism: Pelodiscus sinensis (Chinese soft-shelled turtle)
Lineage: Eukaryota; Metazoa; Chordata; Testudines; Trionychidae
Source: RefSeq, a predicted model, not a curated record
AGAUGUUGCCAGACCAGGGAGUGCCAGACUAGAGUGGUUCGGCCUGUAAUAGGUCCAGACCUACUGCCUUCCUCUGUUGACCACUUCCCCCGGGGGCAGAGGUGUGUAAAAGGGGCAGAAAUCUUUUGGAGAAUUGAUUUCAUGGCACUUUUAAAAAUGUAUCGCUUUGUGGUUUUGCUCUCUGUUUCAAGGAGUUAUUUACAACAUGCCCCCUUUAAAAAAAAUCUCCCUCGCUUCAAAUGGCACCACUAUUUGAAAGCUUAUAUAGGUGGUAGUAGCAAAUAUGUGGUUAAAGAAAGGUGUGCUCCAAUCCUGUAAAUUGAUCAAUAUUGGCAGAUUCUUGCACCCAUGCAGAAUGUUGAUGAUCUAACUACAUGGAUGUGAUUGCAGAUCAGGGUUUAAGUUAUUUCCAGUAGUGCAACAUUCCCCCACCUCCAAAAUUACACAUUUGAGGUGAAAUGUGUUUUAUUUCUGGGGGGAAAUACAUGAAAUGCUUUUCUUCCCAGGUCUUAGUUUUGAUGAUCUUGGUCCUAAGUGAAGAUAAGGCAAAAUACAAUUUAACAAAAAGUUUAGUCCAUGAUCCUGAAAGUUUCUUCAUACUGACAGACCCUCUCCUCAUACAGAUCUUUGGACAUUGAUCUCAGUGUGGUUCUGCUCACAUGAAAGAAUAUGGCCAUUCAGAUAUGGGGAUUGUUUUGGAAAUGGAGUUACUUGGAAAAUUGUUUACAGAGCUGAUACAAUUUAUGAUUUUUCACUACAUUUUAAACUACAGUCAUAGAUAUCAAGAGCCACUUACACUUCUAUUUUGGCAUUAUACAUCCCAUCUAGUUUUAAUUUUUUUUAAAACAGAGUCUUUUGUAUUAAAACCCCUUUUAUUGCAAUAUUAGUAUGUAGAAUUUAAGUACACUAAUGUCAGGAAGUUGAUGUCUUUCAAAACUGUAACUCAGCUACAUUGUAUGUGUGGUGCAAAAGUAGCAUUUUCUAUUUCUGCAGAGUAUGUUAUAGAAUAUUUGUUAAGAGCUAGCCAAACUUUUAGGUCCAAGUCUGACAGGCUGUCAUUAAAGCUAAGUAAGUCCUCAUGGCAUUCAGUUUUUAAAAAAGGAAGCAUAACAGGUAAAAAAAAACAAGCAAAAAAUAAUACAUAUAUUAUCCAAUUUUUCUCCUCUCAUAUUGUGUAUUUAAAUACAAAAUACUAUCCUCCCCGCAUCUUACAGCUUUUUAUUCUUGUGAAAUGUUUCUUUUUUAGCUAUUUAUUUUUUAUUUCUGCUCUCUCUCCUUCCUAGAUGUUUUUGCUGAGCUUAAGGAGAAGUAGUGCAUUUUGGGAAAGUAAUUUCCCCCCCACUAGUUGUGGUUUUUUCUGUUGUGCCUUGACUGCACUACAGCUUGUGGCAGUAAAUCAUAUGGAGGAAAUUAUUGCAGACCACAGUAAAUAAAGGACACUGCUAAAAGAGCAAGAGAAAGCUAACACAGAUGCUUGUUGCGGAAGGCUUCCUUCUUGGAGAAGUAAAAGGUGAAGCCAAGAACAGCAUUACUGAUUCUCAGAUGGAUGAUGUUGAAGUUAUUUAUACAAUUGAUAUACAAAAGCAUAUUCCAUGCUAUCAGCUUUUCAGCUUUUAUAACUCUGCAGGUGAACUGAAUGAGCCUGCACUGAAGAAAAUGUUAUCAGGUUGCAAAAAGAAUGUGAUAGGCUGGUACAAAUUCAGACGUAAUACAGACCAAACAAUGACAUUCCGAGAGAGACUCCUUCACAGGAAUUUACAGUCAUACUUAUCAAAUCAGGGUCUUGUCUUUCUGUUACUAACUUCCAGUGUAACUACAGAAAGCUGUUCCACUUACAGAUUAGAACAUGCUUUGCAUAGACCACAAGAGGGUCUUUUCCAGAAAGUUCCUCUGGUAGUUGCCAACUUGGGUAUGGCAGAACAGCAAGGUUACAGAACUGUAUCUGGCUCCUGUAUUUCUGCUGGCUUUGGAAAAGCAGUAAAAAAACACAGGUCUGAAUUUUUUUAUGAAGAUGGAUCACUAAAAGAGGUUCAUAAGAUUAAUGAAAUGUAUGCCACCUUGCAGGAGGAAUUGAAGAAAUUAUGUUCUAAAGUAGAAGGCAGUGAACGAUCAGUAGAGAAACUCCUAGCAGAAGUGGAUCAACUAAAACAAGAAAUAAAAAGAAAAAAGGAGCAGACACAAACUUCAGGAGAGAACAAAAGUGAUUCAGCUGAACCAACGGAGAAUGUUUUCCUUUGUCAAGCUUUACAAACAUUUUUCCCAAAUUCUGGACUUCAGACCUGCAUUGUGUCCUUAAAAGGCAGGCAGAUUUCUAAACACUGCUGUAACACUGACCACAAAAUAAAUGUAAUGGACAAACUGACUCUAAUGCAAGAAGACAGUGACUUUCCUGAAGCUGGAACAAAGCAGAUAACCAAGCGCAAAGCUAGUGUGACUACAGCUGGAAGAAAAACAUUCAAGAAAUCACGCUCAUUGCAACCUCACCAGAAGUUACUUAAAGGGGACCAAGACUACAGAGACCAAGAAGAAAAGCUUACAAUGAGUGGUACUGAAACAGAUGAAGAAACUCUGGAAGAAGUUAAGGACAGUAAUGAAUAUCCACAAUCGCCAACUUUCUAACCCUUUGGGCCAAGUAUAGGAUUUUCCUCAGGGUGACUACUGCUGCACCAAAAAACUACUGCCAACACAUCAACUAUAUUUCAUCAGUUUAUACUAGGGCUAAACCAAUGCAUCAUUUUGUUAAAAAAAUGUAAAACAGGUUUUUUAAAGUGGAGGUGUCUUAUUUGGAAAAUGUAGAGCCGAGUCCAGAUUACAUUUCCUCUCUCUGCAUUCCCUUUCUCUCAGGGCUCACAAUAGGAAGAAUAGUAGUAAAGUACAAACAUUAAAAACUUAGAGCUGCUGCAACUGUCAGAGUUGGGAUGUACUGUACCAUGUCUUUUUAAAAUAGGUCUUAAAAUGUUAGUCUAUUGCUAAAGGCAAAUACAUUUAGGCUUUCCUCAGCAGCAACUGCAUCUAGUGGCAGAACAACUUGGUAUUUGGAUCUGCAAUGUUAACAAUAGGGGUGUAAAGGAUAGUCGACUAAUCACUUCUCCCCCCCUUGCUGCCUCCAUCAGAUAGAGGCAGCAGCAGGGGGAGAAGAGGAGGCACUUAAAAGCAGCAGCAUCACCACAUGGAGCCUGUGGUCAGCUGC